AUGAGAUGCCUGCCUUCUAUAUCCCCGUCCUCUGACAUCCGCUCUGCUUGGCCAUUUCAGGUUGAACAGCCGCGUUUCGUGGAGUUGGAGGAGGUGUCCACAGAACUGCGGUUGAAGCAACUCUUGUGGGACAGCAUCACCGAAUGGGAUGAGAAGCAGCAGAAGUGGAUGGAGGCAGAUUUCCUGUCCCUUGACCCCGAGGAGGUGUCUGGAACCACCAUGAAGUUCAACAAGACAGUCACCCAACUGGAAAAGGGUCUCCCACCAAAUAACGUUGUUCCUCUUCUGAAGUACAAGGUUGACAAAAUGCGAGUAAUGGUAAGCGUUCUGCAUAAUAAAACACUACCAGCAAUAUCGGACAUGCGGAAUCCUGCGUUGAAACAACGGCACUGGGCCCUGCUGGAGGAAGUUAUCGGCUUUUCCAUGAAGGAGUUGCCCAUGCCGCUCAAUCUGGGCAAACUGGUCGAAUUGAACGCAUUUCAACACUCUGAGAGGAUUCAGGAAAUUGCCGGCAUGGCCAGUUCAGAGGCCAGUCUGGAGACACUGCUGAAGAAGGUACGUUGA
Molecule: messenger RNA, 564 nt
Organism: Dibothriocephalus latus
Lineage: Eukaryota; Metazoa; Platyhelminthes; Cestoda; Diphyllobothriidea; Diphyllobothriidae
Source: the annotation of a GenBank genome assembly